AUUCAUGGUGCUAGCCUAAACAGGCUAAAAGCCUAAUGCUGGCAUAGGCCAAACUUUUGAUUGUGUUGUAGUGUUAGAGAUAUUCUAGAGUCAGCCCAAGGGGAAUGUUGAGGUGGUGUUCUAAUUGUAUGUGUCAUCUAACAGUACCACAGAAUGAAUGCACUCAUGGAAAUGUUUGGUGACCUCAACUUCACUGUCCUGGGAUUCCCCUGCAAUCAGUUUGGUCUCCAGGCACCUGAGGUAAAUCAUGAAACCCUCAACCUUCUCAAGUAUGUAAGGCCAGGUGGGGGGUUUGUCCCCAAGUUCCCUGUGUUUGGCAAGAUCGAGGUCAAUGGGUUGAAUGAAGAACCUCUUUUCGCCUAUCUCAAGGAGUCUUUGCCCUAUGUGAACCCUGUCAUAGGAGAUGUAAAGAAGUUCUACUGGUCACCCAUCAAAGUCAACGACAUUCGCUGGAACUUUGAGAAGUUUCUAAUCGAUUCUGAUGGGGCGCCUUUCAGGCGUUAUGAACUUCAUGGCCCUACUGAGAAAGUGGAAAAAGACAUUGCAGGCCUACUAUAAAUGGAGUCAUCUGUUCCCUUUAUGGCUGUCAAGAAAGUGGGUCCUUCAUCAGCGGAGGCAGGAUGACGAUCCCUCAGUAAAUGCAGACUAAAUGCAGCUGAGCUGGAUCUGAUGGAGAAGGGAGAAGGACUCUGAGUUUCAGUGCAUUCACUCAGAAUAUUAGAUCCCUCCAGCCCCUGUUGGUGACCAGGAGGCAUAUCACUAUGGUCUCAAUAUAACUAACUGCUCCCUUUUGUUAUUGUUGCAAAACA
This is a messenger RNA of Oncorhynchus masou masou (cherry salmon), 809 nucleotides long. RefSeq names its product glutathione peroxidase 6-like. Gene Ontology annotation, molecular function: glutathione peroxidase activity. The transcript is spliced from 4 exons. Gene Ontology annotation, biological process: response to oxidative stress. NCBI's taxonomy places the organism in Eukaryota, Metazoa, Chordata, Actinopteri, Salmoniformes, Salmonidae. The record is from RefSeq and is a predicted model, not a curated record. Bases 154 to 558 code for a protein of 134 amino acids.